AUGCCACGUGAUCGUUGUGGUUUUGUACAGCGAACAUUUAUUCACUUUCUGCAACCAAUUCCGGUUUAAACUAAACAUUCGGUUGUGUGCGUGCGUGCGUGUGCGUGUUGGAGGUGGUGGUGGUGUUGGUGAAUGGCGCCGUCUCGGUUGUCCGAUGAACAGAAGACAUUGUCGUGGCAGCGAGGGCGGGACAGGCGUAGGGAGUUGCAAAGGUUGAGGCGGACUGACCCUGUGUAUCGGUUGGCGGAGCGGGAGCGGAACACGCGGGCCCGUCGGAAGCAGAGGAACGACCCGGGGUACCGCAAGAAAGAAAGGGAACGCGACACGCGGGCGCACCGGGAAAGGCGGAAUGCGGCGGACACAGUGAUGCGAAACACCGUCGGCAGCUUGUGGACGAACGCCGACUUGGAAAACAUGGCACCGGAUCAAGUUGGACCGGACGAAGACACUGGCGUCACCGCUCUAAGUAACUGCGGGGCUACCAUGAACACCACAGUCUUCGUCACAGUGCCAGCCAGUCCUUUCCCGGUUAGGGAAGAACUAUUGUCCGAAAACGUGUCUGUUGGUGGUGACAAAGAUAAAGGCAACUCAUCGACAGAUGAUAACGAGGACGAUGACCUUACGUCACUGAGUUGGCUACAAAACAAGAAUCUGCUCAAAGGUGUUCACGAACUGCCAAAGACUGAUUAUGCGGACGACGCAUCGUCGGACUCGCGUUCGUCUAGUGGCCAGUCAAUAUCGCCAGUCCGGUGUUGGCCCACCAUGGCAGGUUUACCCAUCAACAACAACAAUAACAACAACAACAACAACAACACCAAUAAUAAUAAUAACAAUAACAACAACAAGACUUCCUCGUUGCGGUCGUCAAACUACGACCCAAAGGUACACACGGAAUCGAAGCCACCGUACUCGUUUUCAUGUCUGAUCUUCAUGGCCAUCGAGGACUCGCCAAUCAAAGCACUGCCGGUCAAAGAUAUCUACGGAUGGAUUGUCGACCACUUCCCGUACUAUAAGAACGCACCUACCGGCUGGAAGAACAGCGUCCGACACAACUUGUCGCUGAACAAGUGUUUCCGCAAAGUGGAAAAAGCGCCCAACUUGGGCAAAGGAUCGCUUUGGAUGGUCGAACCCUCAUACCGACCGUGCUUGAUCCAAGCACUCCAGAAAACUCCGUACACCAAGGGGUAUAGCAAAAAGUCAACUGUGAACACGAGCCCGACCACCCGGAGUAGUAGUGAGACUCUGGAGACGGCCAAGGACGAACGGAGCGAGGAUGAAAUGUCUACGGUCAGCGACGUUGACGCUGCGACCGCAAUGUUGGUGCUCAAACAUGGUCCGCACGUGCGCAUAGUGCACAACAGAGAUUGGCAGCUAACACAAUCCAAACCUGACGCGGAUCCAGAACUAGUCGAGCUAUAUCCAAUUGUCACGAUAUGUCCAAGCGAGGAUCAUACCUACGACAACUGCUUCAAAACCGACAGCUUGUGCAAAGAGGAUGCCGAAGAACGUCGAAAAAUAGUCGAGGGUGCUGAUGCAUUAUUAAAUUUAGCCGGUAUAACCACUCGCCGUUUGCGCAAACGUUCUUUGAGUGUCGAAUGCAUUGAUACUAAACGAGAGUGCACAGAAACCCUCAAACAGAUGUACCUGAAGAGGCAGACGGACAACAACAAUGAGCCAUCAUCAGUAAUAAUCGAACAUCACAAAGACAAAUUUAGAUAAAACAUACUAUGAUAAUUAUAUAGCCUACUCCUUUAGCAUUUUGUUGACUAGUUUAUGUAACACAGAUUUAAUAGUUUACUUAUUUAUACUUGCAAAAAGAAAGAAAACUCCCACUCUUCCCGAAAAAAAACAGAAUAAUUGUAAUGCUUUAAAGUGAGCGGGAUAGUUAAAAAAAAAAAAAAAAAUUUAAAGGUAUUUUUGAAAUGGUGAUAGUUUUUUCUUUCAAGUACUAUGUAUUGUUAAUUGAACAUUUUUGUCUUCUUGCUCUUAGGAAGCACUGUGAUAGUAUUUU
Molecule: messenger RNA, 2011 nt
Organism: Sipha flava (yellow sugarcane aphid)
Lineage: Eukaryota; Metazoa; Arthropoda; Insecta; Hemiptera; Aphididae
Product: forkhead box protein N3-like
Exons: 9
Coding region: 133-1719 (528 amino acids)
Biological process (GO): regulation of DNA-templated transcription
Cellular component (GO): nucleus
Molecular function (GO): DNA-binding transcription factor activity; cis-regulatory region sequence-specific DNA binding
Source: RefSeq, a predicted model, not a curated record